ACACGUUUCCUCGAUAUUAACACCACCGCUCCCCACCAACGCACCACCAUGCAUUAGGGGAGAGAGAGCUCAUACCAAUUGACCUCGCACCCUUCUUUUCCUCUACCAUAACAACAAUGUCUCUCCGCACUCCGGUCGCGCGCCUCAGCACGCGCGCAUCGCCCGUCCAGAUCUCCCGCUUCGCCGCCACGCCCACCUCGACCCUCCGCCAACACCAGCACCUACAGCAACAUGGCGCGGCGCGGCGACGCAUGGCCACAGUGCCGCCCGUCACGCAGGACGCCAAGGGCUCCAAGGGCCCGACGGCCAUGGUCUUCAUGAACAUGGGCGGCCCCUCGACGACCGACGAAGUCGGCGACUUCCUCAGCAGGUUAUUCUCCGACGGCGACCUUAUCCCCCUCGGGCGCAUGCAAAACUACCUCGGGCGCUUCAUCUCGGUGCGCCGCACCCCCAAGAUCCAGAAGCAGUACGCCGAGAUUGGCGGCGGCUCGCCGAUCCGCAAGUGGAGCGAGCACCAGGCGGCCGAGAUGUGCAAGAUCCUGGAUGAGAUAUCGCCGGCGACAGCGCCUCACAAGCCGUACGUGGCGUUCCGGUACGCGAACCCGCUGACCGAGGACAUGUACGCGAGGCUGUUCGAGGACGGGUUUGGCAAGGGGAGGGGUGGUCGUGCGGUUGCGUUCACCCAGUACCCGCAGUACAGCUGCAGCACGACGGGCUCGAGCCUGAACGAGCUGUGGAAGUGGCGAAGCAGACUGGAGGGCAAGCGCGCGGAUGAGGACAACAACAACGGCGUGGCUGAGGCGGACGGCAGCAUCACUUGGAGCGUCAUUGAUCGCUGGCCGGUGCAUCCGGGGCUGGUCGAGGCGUUUGCGCGCAACAUCGAGGCGACUCUGAAGGAGUACCCCGCCGAGGUACGGGAUAAGGUCGUGCUGCUGUUCAGCGCGCACAGCUUGCCCAUGAGCGUGGUGAACCGGGGCGACCCCUACCCCGCCGAAGUGGCCGCGACCGUGUACGCCGUCAUGCAGCGCCUGGGAAUGCGCAACCCGUACCGGCUGGUGUGGCAAUCGCAAGUCGGGCCCUCGGCAUGGCUAGGCGCGCAGACGUCGGACACAGUGGCCAACUACAUCAAGAAGGGGCAGAAGGAGCUGGUGCUCGUGCCCAUUGCUUUCACAUCGGACCACAUCGAGACGCUGUUCGAGCUGGACAAGGAGAUCAUUGCCGAGGCCGAGGAGCUGGGCGGCGACGUGCGCCGCGUCGAGAGCCUGAAUGGGAGCAAGGUGUUUAUUCGCGCGCUCGCGGAUAUCGCAAAGGAGCAUUUGGAGAGCGGCCUCGCUUGUAGUAAGCAGAUGGGCUUGAGGUGUCCGGCGUGCACGAGCGAGCGCUGCGCCGAGAGUAAGCGGUUUUUUGCGGGCAUGCAGGAGCGGUUGUAGGGUGCUGCGUUGAUAGGUACAUACAUGUACGCACUGGUUUAGAGGCGUUGCGAGGGGCUGGGUAUGGGUUAUUUCCAUUGAUGUAGGUAGGUGAAUCUUCACUGAUGGUUUAUAAUAACGCGGGUACGCGAAAAAGCUUGUAUAUCUCUAUUGACUCUUCUCUCUGUUUCUUAACCUCAUUUCUAUCCUCUCUCCCUCUCUCUGCUUUAGGAUUCAUGACGGGCGAGGAAGUAGUUAGGCAAAACUGCAUCACGCUCUCCGCACUGCCUAAGGUUUUCAACUUCAAUCCCAAUCCCAAUCCCGUGAUCGAUAUCUGUAACACCGGCACACAGCCAGCACAUAUGACAACAGAGGACGAAUAAAAGGGUCAUGAUCUGGGUACAAAAGGUUAGGGUACUCUAAGGCGGCAGUGCUAGCCAACCUAUCAUGUAUGUCGAA
Messenger RNA from Aplosporella prunicola CBS 121167, 1868 nucleotides. RefSeq lists its product as uncharacterized. Gene Ontology annotation, biological process: heme biosynthetic process. Lineage: Eukaryota; Fungi; Ascomycota; Dothideomycetes; Botryosphaeriales; Aplosporellaceae. The coding region runs from base 117 to 1430 and encodes 437 amino acids. The transcript has 3 exons. The record is from RefSeq and is a predicted model, not a curated record. Gene Ontology annotation, molecular function: protoporphyrin ferrochelatase activity.